AGCCCUAAUUUUUCUUCAUAUCUUUAAAUAAAAUAAGCGAUGAAAAUUCCGAAUGCCAUCAUUUUCUCAAGUUUCCUGUUUCCUCCACCCUUUCUCUCUCUCUCGUUCGCUGGUUCGCUCGGCGUUCGUUCGCUCUCUUCUUCUCUUCGCGUCUUUUUUUUUUUUUCCUCCCCUUCUCUCCACUCUUUUCCUUUCGAAAUUUUAAAACAAUGCCUGUAAGAUUUCUGUGCUCAUCUACCGAUCUCCACUAGGGUUAGGGUUUCAAUUUGACAUCUGGAGAUUUUGCUUUCUCAAUUUCAUUUUUUAUUUUUCCUGAAAGUUAGGUUUGAGUUUCUUUCUCUAAUUAAUUUUCGCGGGCACAGUUACCUUCGAAUCUAUAGAAAUAUUUUUGACCUUUUAUUCUGGAUUUUAGAGAUUGCAGACAUUGUUGAUGAGGGUUUCCGGUUAGGAUCGAGUUUGGAUCGGGAAGGUCUUAGGGUUCGAAGAUUUGGAUCCCAAGGUAGUUGCUCUUGGUGAAUUGUAGAGUUUGGGUUUUUUUUCAAUUCAUCAGUUGAAGAGAGCGGCAUUUGGGUGCAAAAGGUGGAAUUAUUGCGGGGAUUAAUAGGUGAUUGUGUGCAUCUUUUUGAGUCUGGUGAUCUUCUGGCUUGGAAUGCGUGAUUUGAGGGGUCCUCUGCGAAGCUGUGGAGGAUCCCGUUGCAGGAAGAAGCUCAAAUCAGGGCUGCGGGUUUUAUUUCCUUGGUGGAUUUUUGGUGCAACGGAACAUGCUCCAUUCGAUUCUCAGCUUCCAUGAGGUUUUGUGUUGAGGAGAAGUAUUGGAAUAGGAGAUGGUUGUUCGAGAGGGCUAAUACUUUUGUUUUCCGGAAGAAACCAGACGUAGCAGAAGAAUAUUUUCGGGCACUGUUUACUGGGUAAUUCUUGUUGGAAGAUUCUGAGAAAUGUUUUCACCCGGGAAAAAUCCUUCAAAAGAUGCAACUGGAGUCUCAGGUGGGGUGGUGAUUCCAAUGCGGUUUGUGUGGCCAUAUGGGGGGAGAAGGGUCCUCCUCACUGGAACUUUCACAAGGUGGACUGACCAUAUACCAAUGUCCCCUGUCGAAGGUUGUCCUUCUGUAUUUCAAACUGUAUGGAACUUGACACCCGGCAUUCACCAGUAUAAGUUCUAUGUUGAUGGGGAAUGGCGGCACGAUGAGCGGCAACCUUAUGUGGUGGGGAAUUAUGGGAUAGUGAAUACGUUGCUUCUUACUCAGGGACCUGAUCUUAUGCCUGCAGUCUUGAGCCCUGAGACACCUGGCAGCAGAAUGAACAUGGAUGUAGACUACGAAAGCUUCCAACGUGUGGCCACGUCAUCAGGUGCUGCCCUGCAGGAGACAACUUUGAGAGUUUCAGAGGCUGAUAUAGAGGUCUCUCGCCAUCGGAUUUCUUCAUUCUUGUCAAUGUAUACUGCUUAUGAAUUGCUUCCGGAGUCAGGAAAGGUCAUUGCUCUUGAUGUUAAUUUGCCUGUCAAGCAAGCAUUUCAUAUCCUAUAUGAGCAGGGAAUUCCUGUUGCUCCUUUAUGGAAUUCAUACCAGGGGCAAUUUGUUGGAGUACUCAGUGCGCUGGACUUCAUAUUAAUUCUCAAAGAGCUCAGUAGUCAUGGAUCAAAUCUAACAGAAGAGGAGCUUGAAACACAUACAAUAUCUGCUUGGAAGGAGGCAAAACAGCAACUCCAUAGGCAAAUGGAUACACAUGGAAGAACAUUUCAGAGGCAGCUAAUCCAUGCUGGUCCGUAUGAUUCAUUGAAAGAUGUAGCUUUGAAGAUUUUGCAAAACGAGGUUGCAACUGUUCCAAUCAUUCAUUCAUCAUCAUCAGAUGGGUCAUUUCCUCAGUUGUUGCAUGUUGCAUCUCUUUCAGGAAUACUAAAAUGUAUUUGCAGGCACUUUAAACAUUGUUCUAGUUCUUUGCCGAUUUUGCAACAACCUAUAUGUACCAUUCCUUUGGGCACAUGGGUCCCAAAAAUUGGGGAACCAAAUGGGAGACCAUUGGCAAUGUUGAGACCCAAUGCAACACUUAGUGCUGCUCUAUCACUGUUAGUGCAAGCUCGAGUUAGUUCAAUACCAAUAGUUGAUGACAAUGACUCUCUGCUGGAUACAUAUUCUAGAAGUGAUAUUACAGCUUUGGCUAAAGACAGAGCUUAUGCAUAUAUUCACCUUGAUGAAAUGAGCAUUCACCAGGCACUGCAACUUGGACAAGAUGCAACUGCACCAUUUGGAUUCUUUAACGGGCAGCGAUGCCAGAUGUGUCUUCGUUCUGAUACUCUGCAGAAAGUGAUGGAGCGAUUGGCAAGUCCUGGGGUCCGGCGUGUUAUCAUUGUGGAAGCUGGAAGCAAGCGUGUGGAAGGCAUUAUUUCUCUGAGUGAUGUAUUCAGAUUCGUGCUUGGUUGGCCUCAAGCAUCAACAAGUAACUUUUAGUUUAUAGUGGCUUGUCAACACAUUAUUCGCCUUCCAUCUUUAUUGGGCAAAUGGAAUCAUUUCUUCUUCUUCUUUUUCUUUUUCUGCUUUUAAUUUAAUAGGCGUCAUUGGUUUAGAGCCUGGUGUUCGUUGAGGAGACCACCAGAGGUCUGUAAAUGAGGAAUUUUCUUUUAACGCAGUUUCCCAUAAUUGCUGUUUCUGUAUGUGCUUUUCCUGGCUUAAAUAAUUAAUUAGACAAUAGAUCCAAA
Molecule: messenger RNA, 2692 nt
Organism: Elaeis guineensis (African oil palm)
Lineage: Eukaryota; Viridiplantae; Streptophyta; Magnoliopsida; Arecales; Arecaceae
Source: RefSeq, a predicted model, not a curated record